UUUGAUUUGCUUGUGUAUGUUAUGCUUUCAACUGACCGAAAAUGAAAUGUCAUUUGAAGAUUUUUUGCCUUUGGAAUGGAUAACUUUCAAAGAAUCUCAAUAAAACUGUAGUUUACAUUGAUAUUUAUUCGAUGGUUUGAGGUAGUAGUGUAACAGUUGAGUAGCAGGAAUGUCUCUGAGGCAGGCUAUUAAAUCUAAAUUUCGAUCAGAAAAGCCUGAAAUUGAAAUAAUGGCAGCGCCUACUAUUCUUCAAACCUAUCCAUCAGAGGAGCGUCUACUUGAGGAAAUCCCUGAUGAAUGUCCUCAUCCAGACAAGGGAAGUAGUGAUUCAUGCAGUGCUUGUUAUGAGUCUCAACUAGCUCAACUUCAAGAACAGUUUGUUUCAAUAAUGCUUGAAAAUCAACAACUUGUUAACGAGAUCAAAGAGCUGAAAUCUCAAAGUUUAGUUGAGCAACUUACAAAGCAACUUGAAAAAGAGAGGGAACGUUAUCGAGUACUGUCUGAAAGACUUCAUGAGAAAGAAAGUACUUCACUUAGUAGUAAAUCUCCAAGAUUACGGAGAUUUGCUCGAAAAGAAAAACACAGUGCAGAUAAAUCUAAACCAUCUGAAGCUGCUGGAGAAUCUUCAGGAAUGGCUGUUAUCCCUGAAAAAGAAGAUCCUGGGGAUAUAUUAAAAGAAACGGAAGAAGAAGUUCAUACUGAAAUUACACCAAUACAACCAGAGCCUCAACCAUUUCCGCCUGCAGAGCAACUUGGUUGGUACAGCUACAUACGCAACUGGAUUAUUUCAUACUAUUAUAGGCUGGCCGAAGACUUUUCAGAAACUGCCAUAGAUGAUGAUGACAGUGGAGAUUUUGAUCCAGAAGGAGAUGCUCUAACAGUUAAAAAGCUCAAAGAUAAUUUAGUAAGAUUCAGCAAUGCUACAAAACCUGUUUCGAAUCUCUUCGAGAGUUUUGUAGCCUUGCUGAGAUGGAAUUCACCGGGCACCACUAUGUUAGCAUUUUGUGUAUAUAUGUAUACAGUAUAUCAUGGAUGGCUUUUCCCUCUGAUUCUUUUCUCCUUUCUAUGCCAAUUGACACUCAAUUAUGUAAGAGGCUGGUUCUCUGUUCCACAUGUAACAAGAAAGCAAGAGCAUGAAGAUGGUGAUAUGGGGGUAUCUGACAAAUUUCAACUAGUCCUUCAUGUUGCAAGAAAAGUUCAGAAUCAAUUAGGAUACAUGGCUGAUUGUUUGGAGAAGAUAAAGAAUUUAAUGAUGUGGCAGCAAGUAGAAGUAACUGCACAUCUGUAUUUUGUAUUGGCUGUUGGAUUCAUUUCAUCUUGCAUUUUCCCAGCUCAUCAAUUAUUCACUGUAUUUGGGUUUUAUGUUGGAAUAAAAUUAUUUAUUAUUGAUUACAUAUUCUUCCGAUUUCCAAAAGUUCAACAGAAACAUGAUACUACUGCUCGAUUAUGGAAAGCUCUGCCUACCGAUGCACAACUUGAGAGAAGACAUAAUCGAGCAGAGCUCGACAAGCUUGUGGUCAAUCAAAGCAAUAUUAUUAACACUUCAUUGUCAUCCGAAAACCAGAACUUUUGUGAGCUGUUCAACUUACCACCAACAGAAACACCUAUUCCUGCUUGGCAUGGUGGGAGAAGAUGCACUCUUAUCAAUAAAGACAAAUCUUUGACUGCUGCAUUUAAAAAUGGGCGUCUUUAUCUGACGAACAGUUUCCUUUGUUUUGAGCGGUCUAAAUCAGCAACACCAAAGAAUUUGGUUUUGGCCUUGAAAAAUAUAAGUAGAGUUGAAAAGGCUAAACCAUAUCCAUGGAUCCCUGGUGGUGGAAUGGCAAUUGAAGUGACAAUGAUAUCGCCUGAAAAGACUUACAUUUUUGGCGCCAUAUUGAAUCGAGAUGAAACUUUGGAAAGUAUCAUGGAUGCAGGGCAAAAAGCUGGAUUAUCCUGGGCUUCAACACCUUUGCAACCUGAUCAUGAAGAACCCCAGCAAUGUUCAAGCACAAAAAAGCCAGUUACGUGAUUGGCUUCAUGUCUAUAAUCUUGAUGUGUCCUCUGUCAAUAGCUUCUGUGUGUAACAUAUUCCUUAAAAUCUAUGAGCUUCAGAUGCACACAUAAUUUAAGUAUGCAUGGUUUUUUUUGUAAAGAAAAAAAAAUUAUGAUGGUUCAGAAAAUAAUUUGCUAAUUAUGUACUGUUUCUGAGAAAAAAGGGUUCUAUUCUGUAGUUUGGUUAAAACUACUGUUUUUAGUUCAAUAUUAGUUUUCCAUAAGAAUUUUCAAUAUAAAUUUGAGAAAAAUUUGCAGAUUUGUAUAAUUAACAAUCAGUAUAUAUUAUUUAAUUUGUCAUAAGAUUACUGUGUAAUGGGUUAUUGCAGUAAAUUAUAAAUUUUCCUAACAAUUCAAUAGGGAUGUUAAGCUAUGUAAAUUAAUAAACCUAUAUGUAGUUUUAAGCUGUUCUAAAGUUUUAGAUGUUAUAUUGCUCAGUUUGAAGCAUACUGUGACUGAGCUGCUUUGCAUAAUUAUAUGGGACAAUCUAUGAUAUCCAUUUUGUGACGAACAAAAUUUUAAGAUAUGAAGGGAAAAUUGAGGAAAGGUUUAAUAAAUGAACGACAUUUUAAUUGUCAGUUUUGUCUUAGCAAUAUUGAAUAAAUUUGUAAUGAGAACAGUUUCAAAAUAGAUUAAAUAAAAACAUGUUUUUUGACACGAUGUAAUUUUUUUUCCCCCGGUUAAUUCAUUUUAUUUUUAGAAGAAAAAAAUUACCGUCCAGAUUUUACUAACCCAUUUAUACUGACCAUUUCUACUUUGUAAAAUCUUUAUUUUUUUCUAAUAUAAUCCUAAAAUAUCAACAAUUUUAUGUAAUUAUUUUUUAAAGAGAAACUAGUUUUAAAUUUCAAAUUCGGAUUGGUAAAUUGUAUAUAAUGUGCAUGAUUUUGGUAAGAAUGAUUGAUAUUUUCUAAAUUUAAUUAGGAGCUGUAUAGGCUGCAAAUAUUGUCAUUCUUUUGUUUUCAAUCGCAAUUCAGUUUUAAAAUAAAAUACAGAGGAAAUUAAUUUUGUUUGAAAUACUAUUAUCUUUCUUAGCUUAGGGUGAUAUUUCAAAGCAUUGAAGACUCAAAGCAUAUCCAUGCAUCAUUCAUUCAUAUUCAUAGCUUAAACACAUCUGAAAAUUUGGUGUUUUAUUUCUUAGUUGUCUAUUGCUUUUUUUUGCAAUAUGAAUAGUUUUUUAUUUUAUUUUUUUUAACGAUUUUGUAAAUCUUACUUCGGGUGGCCAAAUGAACAUGCUCAUUUCUAAAAAAAAAUAAAAAAAUACGCCAAAUCAAAAUCAUUAAAAUGUUAUGUAUAUAUAUAUUAUCAUCUAAUGAAAUUUUAAAAAUGUUUUAUGAUAAUUCAUAGUUUUCAGAAGAUUUUUUACAAAGAUUCAAAUUGAUUUUUUUUUCCAUACCAUUCUUUAAAAUGACACAAUAAGGUUUUUAUUUUAAGUAAUUUAGACAUAGAGCAUUGUAAAAUUAUUUUAACUAGAAUAGAAUCAAUACUGUCUUGUUAAUUAACAUAUGUAUUGUUUGAGAAUUAAAACUAAACAUUCGCAAUCCAUGUAGUUAUAAAUAUUUAUCGUAUUAUUUGAAAUUAUCUGGUGUGUUCGUAUCCAUGUGCGUGUAUAUGUGAAAUCUGUUCUGUAUUUUUGCAUGUUUCUCUAGUCUUUGGAUAAUAUUGAAACAAAGUAGAAUUUUGUAGCAUUAUUAUCUGUCAUGUUUUUUAUAUUUGCUUCAGAUGCUGGACAUGACCAAAAGAUACAUAUGUAUGUGAUUUUAAGCUUUUAUAGAUUAUAUGUAUGUGUAGAGUUAUGAUGGAUCUUCAUCGAUGUUAUUUGUAGUUAAUUAUGUUACCUGGUUGUCGCUUUAUAUAAAAAUUAUAUAAAACAAUGUUUUAUUUUCAAAGGUGCAAUUUAUGUUUAUUUUUAUAUUUUAGUCAUUUCCUAUAUUUUAUAUCUAAUAUUAUAUA
Molecule: messenger RNA, 3984 nt
Organism: Argiope bruennichi
Lineage: Eukaryota; Metazoa; Arthropoda; Arachnida; Araneae; Araneidae
Product: GRAM domain-containing protein 4-like
Exons: 19
Coding region: 170-2011 (613 amino acids)
Biological process (GO): negative regulation of toll-like receptor 9 signaling pathway; apoptotic process
Source: RefSeq, a predicted model, not a curated record